UUUUCUCUCUCCUCAGAACUCCGGGAAAUAAAAAGAAAAAAACUAAACCUAGGUUUGCUCUCCGCCGAGAAAAACUUCUUCUUUCUCAUAUUCUGUAGAUUGAUGGAGUUCAAAUCUUUGGUUUCAAGGGAGACGAGGCUAAUCUUUUUACUCGAUUUUGAUUUCACGGGUAAUAUAUUCCCUGUUCAGAAUUAUAAAGAAAAUUUUGAUUUUUCUCUCUAUAUUUUCCAAUCGAUUGUUGGGUUUUAAUCCAGACCUCUGCACCUUUUUAUUGCUUUCUUCUCCGUUAUACCUCUUGAUUUCUUUUUCGUAUUUGGGAAGCAUUUAACUAACCCACGUGAGAACCUCUAUCAAUAAUUUAUCAAUACCUUAUCUUGUAAAUCAAUUAAACCCUAAAUUAAGUUUCUGAAUUUUAUUUCUAAUCACUCAAUUUCAAUACCCACUUUUUCUCUGAAGAAAAUCCAUAACCCAUUUGUUGUUAAUCAAGAUUCAAUGGGGGCUUCAAUCAGCAGCAAAGAACAACCAGUAGUUCUAAUAACUGGAUGCAGUGAAGGUGGAAUUGGCAACUGUUUAGCAAGAGCUUUUGCUAAUCAAAAUUGUAUUGUGAUAGCAACAAGUAGGUCUUUAUCUUCCAUGAGAGAUCUUCAAGGCGAGGAUCAAGGUAAGUUUUUUCUACAAGAAUUGGAUGUUGAUGAUGAAGAAAGUAUUAAUAAAGUUGUAAACUUUGCAAUUGAGAAAUUCAGUAGAAUUGAUAUUCUUGUGAAUAACGCUGGUAUUCACUGUGUUGGUCCUCUUGUUGGAAUCCCACUCUCUGCUAUUGAAAAUACAUUCAACACCAAUGUCUAUGAAUCGAACUGCGGGUGUUUGGGAUCAGUGUGACGACUGUGGUUCCUGGAGCAAUAAAAUCAAAUUUCGGAAAUGCUUCUGAGACAAGUUAUAACCGGCUGCCUGAAUGGAAAUUUUACAAAGCAUUCGCGGAUGCAAUUCGUUCAAGAACCACUUUGUCACAGGGUCCUAAGUCGACCCCAGGAGAAGAACUUGCAAAGAACACAGUAGCUGCUGUGCUGAAGAAGAACCCACCAGCAUGGUUCUCUUAUGGUCGUCUUUCAUUUGUAUCAGCUAUCUUAUAUCACUUGCCACUCUGUAUCAGAGAUUUCAUAUUAAGAAUGGCAAUGAAAGCUUGAAGUCCUCUGAAAACUCUGUUGCUUAGUUACUUACUAGUUACCCUGCUUGUAUUUUCAAGGGUAUAUUAUUCUUUUAGCAAAAAAAAAGAAAAGAAAAAAACAAUAAAAUCAAGUGUUUAAUUUUUUUUAUAUUUUGAAAAACAGUUUGCUUGUGGAUAUCAGUUUUGAUUUUCCAAAAACUAAAUGUAAAAAUGUCUGAUAAUAUGAUCCAUCUGUUGAAAACA
Messenger RNA from Papaver somniferum (opium poppy), 1408 nucleotides. RefSeq names its product NADPH-dependent 1-acyldihydroxyacetone phosphate reductase-like. Lineage: Eukaryota; Viridiplantae; Streptophyta; Magnoliopsida; Ranunculales; Papaveraceae. The transcript is spliced from 2 exons. Gene Ontology annotation, cellular component: endoplasmic reticulum. The record is from RefSeq and is a predicted model, not a curated record. The coding region runs from base 493 to 879 and encodes 128 amino acids.